GUUUAGUGGUUUCCUUUUAACAGUCCUCUUUUCUUUUCCCCAAAGUUGUCUCAGGUUCAUGGAGCCACAGAAUCUAACAGGUGUCUCUGAAUUUCUCCUCCUGGGCUUCUCUGAUGAUCCAGAACUUCAGCCCUUCCUCUUUGGGCUCUUUCUGACCAUGUACCUGGUCACUGUACUCGGGAAUCUACUCAUUAUCCUGGCUGUUACCUCUGACUCCCAUCUCUACACUCCCAUGUACUUGUUCCUCUCUAACCUGUCCUUGGCUGACAUUGGUUUUACCUCCACCACUGUCCCCAAGAUGCUUGUGAACAUCCAGACACAGAAUAAAUCCAUCACCUAUGUGGGCUGCCUGACACAGGUGUUCUUUUAUUCCAGUUUUGGAUGUCUGGACAGUCUUCUCCUAACUGCAAUGGCUUAUGACAGGUUUGUGGCCAUCUGUCACCCCCUACACUACAUAGUCAUCAUGAAUCCCCGCUUAUGUGGCUUGCUGGUUUUUAUAUCUUUUUUGAUCAGCCUUUUGGAUUCUCAGCUGCACAUUUCAAUGGUGUCACAACUCACCUUCUGUGAGAAUGUGGAAAUCCCUAGUUUCUUCUGUGACCCCCCUCAACUUCUCCGCCUUGACUGUGCUGACCCCUCCACCAGUACCGCAUUGCUGUACUGCAUUAGUGCCAUCUUUGCUGCUGUUCCAGUCUCAGGGAUCCUUUUGUCCUAUAUGAAAAUUGUAUCUUCUAUUUUGAGAAUCCCAUCAUCAGGUGGGAAAUACAAAGCCUUUUCCACCUGUGGCUCCCACCUGUCAGUUGUUUGCUUAUUUUAUGGGACAGGUAUUGGAGUGUAUAUCAGUUCAGCUGUCUCGUCUUCCUCCAGGAAAGGUUCAGUGACCCCAGUGAUGUACACAGUGGCCACCCCCAUGCUGAACCCUUUCAUCUACAGCCUGAGAAGUAGGGACCUCAGCACAGCCUUGCAGAGGCUCCUCAGCAGAAUAAACUAA
Orycteropus afer afer is the source of this 988-nucleotide messenger RNA. RefSeq names its product olfactory receptor 18-like. Gene Ontology annotation, biological process: G protein-coupled receptor signaling pathway. The record is from RefSeq and is a predicted model, not a curated record. Gene Ontology annotation, molecular function: G protein-coupled receptor activity; olfactory receptor activity. Gene Ontology annotation, cellular component: membrane. NCBI's taxonomy places the organism in Eukaryota, Metazoa, Chordata, Mammalia, Tubulidentata, Orycteropodidae.